Messenger RNA from Alosa sapidissima (American shad), 1337 nucleotides. It is a transcript of the gene mlana, whose product is annotated as melan-A. The record is from RefSeq and is a predicted model, not a curated record. Gene Ontology annotation, cellular component: melanosome. Lineage: Eukaryota; Metazoa; Chordata; Actinopteri; Clupeiformes; Clupeidae. The transcript has 5 exons. The coding region runs from base 402 to 755 and encodes 117 amino acids.
UAGGCCUAAUCAGAACCUUAAUUAAUGUCAACUGUAACACUUGGGCCUGUAUAGGCCUAUGCCAUGUCAACACUGGCUGCUGUGAAGUGGUUCAAACUUGUUUAGGAAAUAUUUUAUGUUGCUGUUAGACUAAGGCUACACGAGUCAUCAGACAAUUUCAUGUGGUCUUCUGAACCACAGGGUCUGUCACGCUAAUUAGUUCACUUCAAUGGCUUGGAUUGAGUGCCGAACCCGUGACGGUCAUGAGGAUUUCUGCUGUGAAGUAGGCUACCCUCCUAGAGUUCGAGUAGAGACUUAAACUAAGGCCAGUGAAAGCACCGAACGGGACAGGCUUCUCUUAGACGCUCUGCACUUAUACCCAUUUCCUUCCCCAAUCUAAUUAUCCAUUCAAGCUGAUCAGAAUGCCACGCGGCGAUUUCAAUGUUCACUUUGCAAGCAGAGGACGCGGUGGUUAUGUUCGGGCAGAAGAAGCGGCAGGCAUAGCUCUUCUGGUGGUUAUUUUGGUGGCACUUCUUAUCUUGGGAUGCUGGUACUUCAGAAGGCGAAGUGGUUACAAAAUGAUACGGAGUCCCAGGAGCAAUGCCCAGCCAUGGAGAACAACAUUGAGUACAGGCCAAUACAGUGAAGGAGGAGCUGCAGUUGAAAAUAAAGUACCAUUGAAUGACUUCAGUAAUCUGCAACCUGUGGUACCCAACGCUCCUCCAGCCUAUGAGAAGAUAGUUUCAAGCCCACCACCUCCACCUUAUUCACCUUGAUAAGGAGGCAUCAGCUCAAAGACCUUAUUUUUAUUCUAAAUAAGUAGACUGAUGAUAAAAAUAUUGGUCACACUUUACUUGGAUAGUCCACACACAGACUAUUAACAGAUGCUCAGAUUAUCAACAAACUACUUGUUAACUACAAUGUAUGGUUAAGGUUUUGGGAGCUAGUACUGCCCUUACAUUUUUACACCACCAAUUUUACAUACUGAACUCAAAUCUUAACGAUCAUAAUUUUAAUCUAAAUCUUGAAGUUUAACAAUCUGUUAAGUCUCUGUAGGUGGACUAUGCAAGUAAAGUGUUACUAGAAUACUACAAACAAAUCACUGUAAAGUUGCCUGGAGCAAUAGAGGAUGUAUACGCUUUAUGUACUUACCUUUUCUUGUAAAUGUAUAUUGCAUCCUUCACAAACUAUACAGAAAUUAUUAUGUUGGAAAACCAUCAUCUCGUCAGCAACAUCAUAACAGAGUACCAGUGACCUCAAUUGUGCACAUCAGUUUAUACAGUGAAAUGUAUGUCAGUGUACUGUAUGCUUUAGUUGAAUUCCAAGAGAACAUACAUUAAAUUGAUCUUGGAUGUUAA